Messenger RNA from Sphenostylis stenocarpa, 330 nucleotides. Lineage: Eukaryota; Viridiplantae; Streptophyta; Magnoliopsida; Fabales; Fabaceae. The record is from the annotation of a GenBank genome assembly.
AUGUGGUGGCGCAUUUCACUUGCUAGAUUUGGCGAGGCAGGAGAAAUAUCACGAGUGUCAGGGAUUCAGGGGGACCUUUGCUGGUAUGGUCUAACCCAUCGGAAUAGAAACUGCAGUUUUUUUGAUAGGGGAUGGAAUAUGGGGUCCUUGUGCACAAUGAGCUUUCAGAAGGAACAUUUACUUCAUAGGCCCACUACUUGUACAAGUUGGAAAGUGCUACAACUUAUUGAUAAGCAUGAUCAAACAUUAAAACCGUGCAAUCUUAUCUCUACUCUGCUAAGUACCCUUCUUCUGGUCUGGCUUGUGAACACGGUAGAAUUCAGAAAUUGA